AUGGCGGAUUUAUCGAGAGAAACGUCGUUGCCGAAAGAGAGAAGCAGCCCGCAAGCUCUCAUCCUCGGAAGAUACGAAAUGGGCAAGCUUCUCGGCCAUGGAACCUUCGCUAAGGUUUAUCUAGCUCGAAACGUGAAAUCAGGGGAAAGCGUCGCGAUCAAAGUAAUUGACAAGGAGAAAGUGCUCAAAGGCGGUUUAAUCGCUCACAUCAAACGCGAGAUCUCGAUUCUCCGCCGCGUGCGGCACCCGAACAUCGUGCAGCUCUUCGAAGUCAUGGCGACGAAAGCGAAGAUCUACUUCGUGAUGGAAUACGUUCGCGGAGGCGAGCUGUUCAACAAAGUAGCUAAAGGACGCCUCAAGGAAGAAGUCGCCCGCAAAUACUUCCAGCAAUUGAUCUCCGCCGUCACUUACUGCCACGCUCGUGGCGUCUACCACAGAGAUCUGAAGCCGGAGAAUCUCCUCCUGGACGAAAACGGUAAUCUCAAAGUCUCCGACUUUGGACUCAGCGCCGUCUCCGAUCAGAUGCGACAAGACGGGCUUUUCCACACGUUCUGCGGAACUCCGGCCUACGUUGCGCCGGAGGUUUUAGCGAGGAGGGGAUACGACGCCGCGAAAGUCGAUAUCUGGUCUUGUGGAGUCAUCUUGUUCGUGUUGAUGGCGGGUUACCUCCCGUUUCAUGAUCGGAACGUCAUGGCGAUGUACAAGAAGAUUUACAAAGGGGAAUUCAGGUGUCCGAGGUGGUUUUCGCCGGAGCUCACGAGGCUGUUGUCUCGGCUUCUGGAGACGAAUCCGGAGAAACGGUUUACUUUCCCUGAGAUCAUGGAGAAUUCUUGGUUUAAGAAAGGGUAUAAGCAUAUCAAGUUCUACGUUGAAGAUGAUAAGCUUUGCAAUGUUGUUGACGACGAUGAGCUGGAAACCGCUUCCGUUGAAUCGGAUCGGUCUUCGACGGUUUCCGAAUCGGAAAUCGAGUAUUUCGAGCCGAGGAGGAGAGUUGGAGGGUUGCCUAGACCGGCGAGUUUGAAUGCGUUCGAUAUCAUAUCGUUCUCUCAAGGGUUCGAUUUAUCGGGUUUGUUCGACGACGAUGGUGAAGGUUCUAGGUUUGUUUCAGGAGCUCCGGUUUCGAAGAUCAUAUCGAAGCUGGAAGAGAUUGCUAAAGUUGUGAGCUUCUCGGUGAGGAAGAAGGAUUGUAGGGUAAGUCUCGAAGGCUCAAGACAAGGAGUGAAAGGUCCGUUGACGAUUGCAGCAGAGAUUUUCGAGUUGACACCAUCGUUGGUCGUUGUCGAGGUUAAGAAGAAAGGAGGAGAUAAAACAGAGUAUGAAGAGUUUUGUAACAACGAGCUGAAACCCAAGUUGCAGAAUUUGACAGCUGAUGAAGUGGAAGAGCCUGUGGAGGUAUCAGCGGUUUACGAAACCGCAACCGCAAUCGCGGAGUCUCCACCGGUUUGUUUCUUGCCUUCUGACACUGAAUAG
Molecule: messenger RNA, 1470 nt
Organism: Thlaspi arvense
Lineage: Eukaryota; Viridiplantae; Streptophyta; Magnoliopsida; Brassicales; Brassicaceae
Source: the annotation of a GenBank genome assembly